Messenger RNA from Rattus rattus (black rat), 1624 nucleotides. It is a transcript of the gene Rnf126, whose product is annotated as ring finger protein 126. NCBI's taxonomy places the organism in Eukaryota, Metazoa, Chordata, Mammalia, Rodentia, Muridae. Gene Ontology annotation, cellular component: cytoplasm. Gene Ontology annotation, biological process: protein ubiquitination. The transcript is spliced from 9 exons. The record is from RefSeq and is a predicted model, not a curated record. Gene Ontology annotation, molecular function: ubiquitin protein ligase activity. Bases 104 to 1090 code for a protein of 328 amino acids.
GUGCGUGCCAUGCGUGAGCGUGCGCGUCGGCCGGCGAGGGAGCAGCAAACGGCCGGCGGCAGGCGCCGCGCGGGGGGCGGGCGGCGCGGAGGCGGCGGUGGCCAUGGCUGAGGCGUCGCCGCAGCCCGGACGGUACUUCUGCCACUGCUGUUCGGUGGAGAUCGUGCCGCGCCUGCCGGAUUACAUCUGCCCACGGUGCGAGUCUGGCUUCAUCGAGGAGCUUCCAGAAGAGACCAGGAACACAGAAAACGGCUCAGCCCCCUCCACAGCCCCUACCGACCAGAACCGGCAGCCAUUUGAGGUGCGUCAGGGUCCCUGGGCCCAGGCCCGCCCUCCUGUCCUGCAGAAUGUGGACCAGCACCUGUUCACGCUGCCACAGGGAUACAGCCAGUUUGCUUUUGGCAUCUUCGACGACAGCUUUGAGAUUCCCGCGUUCCCUCCUGGGGCCCAGGCCGAUGAUGGCAGGGACCCUGAGAGCCGACGGGAGAGAGAGCACCAGUCUCGGCAUCGGUAUGGGGCCCGGCAGCCCCGUGCCCGCCUCACUGCCCGGCGGGCCACUGGCCGGCAUGAAGGCGUCCCCACGCUGGAAGGGAUCAUCCAGCAGCUCGUGAAUGGCAUCAUCUCUCCAGCUGCCGUACCCAGCCUGGGCCUUGGUCCCUGGGGCGUCCUGCACUCGAACCCAAUGGACUACGCCUGGGGGGCCAACGGCCUGGACGCCAUCAUCACGCAGCUCCUCAAUCAGUUUGAGAACACUGGCCCCCCACCUGCAGACAAGGAGAAGAUUCAGGCUCUCCCCACGGUCCCCGUCACAGAGGAGCACGUGGGCUCAGGGCUGGAGUGCCCAGUGUGCAAAGAAGACUACGCGCUGGGUGAGAGCGUGCGGCAGUUACCCUGCAACCACCUGUUCCACGACAGCUGCAUCGUGCCCUGGCUGGAGCAGCAUGACAGCUGCCCAGUCUGCCGCAAGAGCCUCACUGGACAGAACACAGCCACCAAUCCUCCAGGCCUGACCGGUGUUGGCUUCUCCUCGUCCUCGUCCUCAUCCUCGUCCAGCUCACCCAGCAACGAGAACGCCACAAGCAACUCCUGAGUCCCACCUGGCCAUCCCCCCGGGGCUUGGUCAUCCCACCCACCCCAGGUGCCCCAGCACCGCCUGCCAUGGCCGUGGACUAGAGGUGCUGCCCAUGGCGGCCGGCAGCACCUGGCGGGCCCCAGGCUGCGGGCGGCUCGGACUUGGCCAUGGCCGCUCCUGUUUGGAGGUGUGCACGUGGGUCCCAUGUCCCCAGCAGGCAGGCGCCUUCAGUCCGUCUUUAACCUCACCCUCCAAAUGUUCAACGGCAGAAGGGUUUUUAUGAUUUUAAAUUAUUACUGCUUUGAAAUAAAUGGACGUUUGAGCCACGUGCGGCCAUGCAUGAUCUGUGGAGAGUCAGCAGAACUGUCGCCAGGCCCAGCCCGCCACAUGCCCUGGGAGGCCGGGCCAGCACCCAGUCAGCGCCGGCCUCGGGACCACGAGGGUGACCAGCAGACCCAGGAACAAACUGCUCCAGCAGACAUUUUUUUUUUUUUAAGGGAAAUGUGUGUUAUCUGGAAAGCUAUUUAAAAUACACCUACUCAAAAAGCAGAG